ACUGCAGCUCAGAAGAACAUGAAUAAUACAUUUUGUAUUCUUGACAGCUUUGAUUUCACCCGCAGAUUCCUGCCUCCUGUUUUAAUCUUGGUCUUCAUCGUCGGCCUGGUUGCUAACGCAUGGGGGUUGAAGUCUUUGUGGCAGAACUGGAAGAAACUGGGAAGCGUCAACGUGUUUGUUCUCAACCUGGGACUUGCAGAUAUUUUGUAUCUGCUCACGCUGCCUUUUCUGGUGGAUUACUACUUCAGGGACAGUGAUUGGAUCUUCGGAGCUACGUUCUGCAAGAUAACGAGAUUCUGCUUCAACCUGAACCUCUACGGCAGCAUCGGAUUCCUUACGUGCAUCAGCGUGUACAGGUACCUGGCUAUUGUUCACCCCAUGAAAGUGUUAGGAAGAAUCACUGUCACUCAUUCUGUGAGCAUCUCAGUCCUCGUGUGGCUGCUGGUGGCUGCCCAGAGUCUUCCAGACAUGUUCUACAUCAAGACGUCUGGAAACCAAACUGAGAAAUGCUACGAGACCACACAUCGUGCAUCUGUGGAGGAUUACCUGAACUACAGCCUGGGGAGGACCCUGACUGGGUUUUGUAUCCCACUCCUCAUCACGCUGGGCUGCUACGGACAUAUGAUUAUCACACUUUGCUCCAAAAACAACGUCGACAAGGAUCUGAAGCAAAGGAGCCUGAGGUUGAUGUUCAUUUUGAUCCUUCUCUUCUCUGUGUGUUACAUCCCCUAUCACCUGUUCAAGAACCUAAAUCUCUGGUCAAGAGUUCUGAACAAACACGGGAAAUGUCAAUGGUGGUCCAACGGAGUUUACGUCGCCCAUCAGAUCGGUCGUGGGCUGGUGUGUCUGAACAGCGCCCUCAACCCUCUGGUUUACCUCAACGCACGUAAAGACUCCGGCUCAGCUUUGACAUCUGCUCGUCAACUCAUCAUGCGCCCGUUCAUCACCACGGUUUCUACGGUGUGAAUGAAGAUCAACAAGUGCAUCAUCUGUAUUUUACUGGACUGAGCUACCCACUGUAACAUAUUCCCUUU
Messenger RNA from Limanda limanda (common dab), 1034 nucleotides. RefSeq names its product P2Y purinoceptor 1-like. The transcript has a single exon. Gene Ontology annotation, cellular component: membrane. Bases 19 to 966 code for a protein of 315 amino acids. Gene Ontology annotation, molecular function: neuropeptide receptor activity. Gene Ontology annotation, biological process: G protein-coupled receptor signaling pathway. The record is from RefSeq and is a predicted model, not a curated record. NCBI's taxonomy places the organism in Eukaryota, Metazoa, Chordata, Actinopteri, Pleuronectiformes, Pleuronectidae.